AUGAAUAUUAUUGAAGAGGAUAAAGUUGCUAAUAAAAUUAUUAUUGCAAAUGAUUCUUCCAAUGAUGACUUAAAUAUUAUUGAAGAGAGAAUACUUAAUCAAGAUUACGGCUUAUUCCCUGAAUGUCUCAUGACAAUUGAUAUUUGUAAAGGUAUUAGACCGGAAAUUAUGGGAGGAACUAGUAGUAUGCCUGAAUAUGCAGAAUUAAUGAAAAGGCGUUGGAAUGAUGAUCCUAAAAAAAGGCCAACUGCUAAAGAAUUGAAAAUGAUUUAUGAAAAAUGGGUUGAUACUGUAAAUUCCAAGAGGAUAACGAUGAAAAAAAUAGUACAUAUACCUGAGAAUGAAUUAAAAAUUAAAUAUCAUCCGAAUUCUUGUUAUACAAGUAGAAAAAUUAAAUAUUCAGCUAAAUUGAAUGAAUAUUUAUCACAAGACUCGUUAAGUGAUAAAAUUGUAAUUAUGAAUUAUGAUAAUACUGAAAUGAACGAAUAUUUUGAGAAUGCCACUACAAAUGAUUUCAGCAAAAUUUUGGCAAUUGGACGAGUCGAUUCAAGAAUUGCAUUAAAAGCAAGGAAUAAAUACGAAUUAUUUGAGUGGACCCCUUAUACUCCUUAUACACAAUGA
Molecule: messenger RNA, 621 nt
Organism: Rhizophagus irregularis DAOM 181602=DAOM 197198
Lineage: Eukaryota; Fungi; Glomeromycota; Glomeromycetes; Glomerales; Glomeraceae
Source: RefSeq, a predicted model, not a curated record